AUGAAACCCUACUCCCAGAGUGGCAGCCAAUCAGCAGGUUGCACUGGUUCUGCCCUGUGGUAUUCACGUGCAUCUGCAGGCUCUACCCUUUUAAAGUGGUUUUAGGGGUGUUCCCUGGAGGAGUUUCAGGCAUACAUUGAGCUGAAGUGAUGUCCAUGGCUUCUUCGCUAGAGAGACAGAAAGGGAAAGGCAAGGCGACCUCAGAAGAUGGCUCAACGUCGUCAGCUCCUAGCAGGAAGCGAGUGCGGUUCGCAGGGGGAGGUGCAGAACUUUCAGUAGAGGAUUCAUUUGCUCCAGGGUCAGGCCUUUCUUUCACCUCCGGCCGAGUUUGUUCAUUGGGAAACAGAGGUCGUUCGCUAACCAGCGCAUCGUCUAGCUCAGGAAGAUUGGCAACUACAGCUUUUUCUAACCGUUUAAAUAGUACGGGGGAAGCGGUUGAUGAGCCUGACGGAGUGGGAAAAGGGUUGUUGGAAGGCAGUCAUUCAGAUAAGCAGAUGUCGUCAGCUGACAUUUCAGGACGGAUCGUGAUGUGUGACCAAGACAUUUCGCCUGCCGUGCCGACGGAUGCAUCUACGUCAGGCCUUGGAAGCCGCCAGACUGCUGUACCAGCGUCUUCUCACGAGCAAGUCUCGCCUUCACAAUCUUUGGAAGGCUCGGACCCUCCUUCAUCCAUAUCCUUCGAAGCAAACGCUCCUGUGAAUCAGGUCUCGUCUCAUUUAAGCCAUGGCCUUGCGCUGCAGCUGCGGGACGAUCCGACGGACCACAGAUGGAGCCAAGACAAUGCAACUUGCGUCAGCACCGCCAACGACGAAGUUAUCAGUCCUCACAAUGAAGAUGGCAGAGGAGGCGAUGGGAAGCCGCAUGAGGUGCGGAGUGUAUCAAUGAAUGAUAGCUUGAUGCAGCAGAUGGAAGAUCUGAUUUCUAUGGUGCCGAGGCUGCAACUGGAACGGAGUCGGAGCGAGAUGGAGAUCAUUAUGAAGCGGAAACACGUAUUGGGCUCGUUUCUGGGAACGCCUAAGUCGGGCAAGUCGCCUCAGAUUGUCCUUCCCAGGACCCGAAGUUUUUAAAAUAAAAUAUCGCAUCAGCUCAGCAUCCACUAGCUUACCUACAAUAGGUGGGACGUAGGAUCCAGACGUACUAGCUCUCUUGCCCUCUAAAGGUUUUUAGACCUCUACUAAUUAGCAAAGGUUGUGUUUAGUUCAUGGGAUUGCAGCUGCUAGGGAAAGCGUACUGUACAUUAGUUAAUAAAUCUUUUAAUUGAUU
This is a messenger RNA of Closterium sp. NIES-67, 1263 nucleotides long. NCBI's taxonomy places the organism in Eukaryota, Viridiplantae, Streptophyta, Zygnematophyceae, Desmidiales, Closteriaceae. The record is from the annotation of a GenBank genome assembly.